UCAGCUGUGAUGCAUGUUUAAAAGGAAAUUUUCGAGGUCGCAGAUAUAAGUGUUUAAUUUGCUACGACUACGAUCUUUGUGCAUCUUGUUAUGAAAGUGGUGCAACUACAACAAGGCACACAACUGACCACCCAAUGCAGUGCAUAUUAACAAGGGUAGAUUUCGAUUUGUACUAUGGUGGGGAGGCUUUCUCUGUAGAGCAACCACAGUCUUUUACUUGUCCCUAUUGUGGAAAAAUGGGCUAUACGGAGACAUCUCUUCAAGAACAUGUUACUUCUGAACAUGCAGAAACAUCAACAGAAGUGAUUUGUCCAAUAUGUGCAGCGUUACCUGGAGGCGAUCCUAAUCAUGUCACGGAUGACUUUGCAGCUCAUCUUACACUUGAACACAGAGCCCCUAGAGAUUUAGAUGAAUCGAGUGGUGUUCGACAUGUACGUAGAAUGUUUCACCCUGGCCGGGGACUAGGAGGUCCUCGCGCCCGUAGAUCAAACAUGCACUUUACUAGCAGUUCUACUGGUGGACUUUCUUCUUCUCAGAGUUCAUAUUCUCCAAGCAAUAGGGAAGCCAUGGAUCCUAUAGCUGAGCUUCUAUCUCAGUUAUCAGGAGUGAGACGUUCUGCAGGAGGACAGCUUAAUUCUUCUGGCCCUUCUGCCUCUCAGUUACAACAACUGUGCACCUUGGGGCAGCUCUCGGGUCUGCCCGCCACACAGCGUGUUCUUGACACCCCAGAGCUGAGUGGCUCAGUGGAGGGCAUUGUAGAUCUGGGCCUUGUAUCAAUAAGGUCUUUUUCUCCUCCCCCACACAGGUUGAAUGAUCCUAAAAUGUCCGAAGUUGAGCGCCAGUCCAUGGAGAGCGAGCGCGCAGACCGAAGCCUGUUCGUCCAAGAGCUCCUGCUGUCCACCUUGGUGCGGGAAGAGAGCUCGUCCUCAGAUGAGGAUGAACGGGGAGAAAUGGCAGAUUUUGGUGCUAUGGGCUGUGUAGAUAUUAUGCCUUUAGAUGUUGCUCUAGAAAACCUAAAUUUAAAAGAGAGUAAUAAAGGAAAUGAGCCUCCACCACCUCCUCUUUGAUGACAUCCCACUUCGCAGACAAUGUCCUCUGUGCUGUAUUUGCCAAUGAAAGUGGACAACAACUAUCUUGGGUUUGUUUGGUGAUUGUAAUUUCAGGUCUGUCACUCUUGUUACAUUGUGUACAUUCAAAAGGAAGAGAGAAAAAUAUAUAUGAUAAUCAUUUCCACUUAACUAAUUUUUACUUCUAGCAGGUAAAUGUAGGUAGCAGUGCAGGGAUGACCUCUGCUUCCUGUACCUUGACAUGCAAAAGGCUCUCCUAAUGCUCCACAUUCAAACUGAAGAGGAAAAUGGAAAUCUCUAAUGAAGCUGCUGUGUGUAUUUAUGAAUAUUAAUGAAUAAAAACUGCUUGGAUGGUUUACCUUAACUACUGCAUGAGGUUUUUUGCAGCGUGCAUGAGUUUUAGUGACCUUGUUAUUUAAAAAUUAAAUACAAGGAGUAAAACUUAAAAAACAAAGCCCAAAGCUUUCCCACACAUUAUUCAGUGGUUACCAGAAAAGUAGCUCUUGAAUAAUGUAGCCUGAAUCACCUUUCUCUGUGUGCCUCCUCUGCACAAAGCCAGCUCUGCAGUGGAAUCUGAGGGUCCUAGCAGGUGCACACUCCGCUGUGUGACUGCCCUGUCGCCCUGUCAGUCAUCCGCCCCUGGAGCCUACCCGACUCACUCCUCCAUGGAAGACACCAGUAAAGCUGCUGUCGGAAUCUGCUGCAGGGUACUUGUGUGCCCUAAAAACAAAUCCUGUUCAUGUUUGUUGAAAGUUUUUACUUUUUGUGGUUGCUUAAAGUUUUUCAAUUGUUAAAUGUGUUUUAUUCAGGUGUAGAUGAGUUUCUUUUAUUCACUGUUCAGCGAAGUUAACCUGAAUUAUGUUGUCUUGUUUUUAAAAAUCUCAACUUCUCAAGCAUAUUUUGCGUUAUUUAUGUAUUCGCUUGUAGUUUGCCGAGAGAGAUCAGUACCAGGGGAGCUUUGAGGACUCACUCGCCUUCCCAGAUUUUGUCAUAUUACAACCAAAUUCUUAAUGCUAACUUGGCACCUUUUAUUUAUUGGGUUUUUUCCUGGCAUAAAAAGUAAAGCCUCUUAAUUGAAUCAUGCCACCUAUAUGCCUAUAUUAUUAAUCCUGUGUGUAAAAAAAUGUACAGCUUUCUUGGGGUUUGUUUUGGGGUAUGAAGCGGCCGGGUUAUUUUUUAUUUCCUGUUUCAGUUUUUGUGCAUAGACUUUCGCAAUAGCUCCAAGGCAGGGACAGCGGGUCUAGGGAAUGGGGGCAGUUUUUGGAAUGUAAAUUUAGGACUUUUAAAAGGUGCGCACAGCUUCUGAUAAAUUUAUAACUAAACUUAACCUAAUCAUGUCAUGUCUUGUUCCAGUUCUCUUUUCUCUGAGCCCUUUUCGUGUUCUCCCUUCUCCCCCUGCCCCCACCAUACCCGUCCUUCCUUUCUCUGUCUCUUCAGCACAGCGGGCAUACAGACCUGAGCACCCCCGUGUUCUUCCGAGAACUGUGUGGUCCAUGUCCAUCCAAAUGUACCAAAAAGUCCCCCUGCGUGUCUAAAAACUGUUACUUCUCUGAAACUUCAGACUCCAGCGACUUCCAAACACAACAUGAGCUUUGUCUUCUUUAAUUUUUGUAGUGGCAGAUGUUUUGAGAGAAAAUUUUUCACUAGGCUUCUAGUUACAUGCUAGAAGCUGAGUCCUGUAGGGACUUGCUUUUUUGUUCAGUUGGUGGGUGAGAAGUUUCAAAAACCAGUCUUCACGCUGUGGUCUUUCAAACACAUCUUCUGCACAGAAGUCACACAUUUCAAUAAAACAUUUUCAAGA
Octodon degus (degu) is the source of this 2868-nucleotide messenger RNA. It is a transcript of the gene Kcmf1, whose product is annotated as potassium channel modulatory factor 1. Gene Ontology annotation, biological process: synaptic signaling. The coding region runs from base 135 to 1067 and encodes 310 amino acids. Gene Ontology annotation, cellular component: plasma membrane. The record is from RefSeq and is a predicted model, not a curated record. The transcript is spliced from 7 exons. Lineage: Eukaryota; Metazoa; Chordata; Mammalia; Rodentia; Octodontidae.